AUGUACCGCGCCGCGCUCAGGUCAUCAGCAGCGCCCGCCAGCGCGCUGCACGCCGCCAUCCGUCCGACUACCCUCGCUGCUGCUGCUUCUCGCCGGUUUGCCUCGACUUCUUCGGAUGCUGUUGCCGCGAAGGUGGCCAAAAAAAAGGGGACUUGGAAGGGGACGGCCCUGCGCUGGGGUCUGGCAAUUGCCGCCGUCUACUUCUACAAUACCAGUCCGCUCUUUGCCGAUGAGAUUCCCGCGACAGCAGGCCCCGCGCCCUCCCAGUUCUCUGAAUCCGACCUUCCCACUAUCGAUGCCUUGAUCGAGCAGAAGCGCAAGCAAGCCGCCGCCGCUCCCAAGAAACAACCCGCCGAGAAGCCGCAACCCCCUGUACCGGCACCGUCAGAAGCUGUCCCAGCCGAGGCCGUAAAGGCCAUUGAGCAACCUUUUUCCGAGACUGAGACCAAGACUGGGUCUAAAUCGGAGUCAACCGAGCAGAAGGAGCUCGAGCCCGGGUCGCCUGAGGCCCUGGAACAUGAGGCUAAGGAGCAAGGCGCUUUCGACCCUGAGACCGGCGAAAUCAACUGGGACUGCCCGUGCCUGGGCGGCAUGGCGCACGGACCGUGCGGCGAGGAAUUCAAAGCGGCAUUUAGCUGCUUUGUGUACUCGAAGGAGGAACCGAAGGGGAUGGAUUGUAUUGAGAAAUUCCAGGCCAUGCAGGACUGCUUCCGGAAGUACCCAGAUGUGUAUGCCGCUGAGCUAGCGGACGAUCAGGAGGAGGAUGAUGCGGCUGUCCCGACUGAGGAUGCUGCCGCUGAACCGCGGGCUAAUGCUGCUGAUGGUGAGAAGAUGCCGAGUGUGACCGAGGCUGUGAAGGAGACAUUUGUAUCCGAUAAGAACGUACCAGUUAACAUGGCCGAGUCUUAUGCCGAGGUCGCCUCAAAAGGCCCCAAGCAAGCUCCCGAGGAGGCUGCGGCUCCCCAACAACCCGAAGUCGAACCCAACAUCACAGCCCCUAACCCUGGCGCUGAGGCCGCUGCCUUUUUGGCGAGCAGCACCACCACUACUGGAGCAGCUACAGGAACCGAAUCCUUAACCCUAAUCGACGUCGAUGGACCCUCGGUGCGCGCCGUGCCAGCGGACUUCCCCUCGCAGCCUGUCAAGACCGAGACACAGGCUAUGCGCAUCGACGUCGAGGCUGAGCAACAAGAGUUAGCUGCUGAAGCAGCAGCCGACAGAGCCAAGAAGGAACGCAAAGAGAAAAAUAAGGAGAAAGAGAAAGGAAAGAAGAAACGCCAAGAGGAGGUUUCCCAGAAGGAAGAAGAGAAGAAAGUCCAGAAGGAGGAACAGACUGAGGAAGAGGAGCAAAUAGUAGAGGCUGUCCCCCCCUCAGUGGAGGGCGAAAACGGCUGGAUGAAGAGCUGCCGGUACUGGCGGGAAACAGUUGGCCUUGGACGUCCGGGUGCCGUCAGAGCCAUGGCGGUCGUCAACCUUGCUGCGGUGGUCGGACUCAGCGGAUGGCUGGGCUAUCGUGCUUGGGGCUUAUAUGAUCGCGGUCGGCUCAGUUCCAAGGAGGUUGGACUCGGUCUUGGUGUUAUUGGGAUUACAGGUGUUGUGGAGAGUCUUUGGGUGAGGUAA
Messenger RNA from Thermochaetoides thermophila DSM 1495, 1620 nucleotides. RefSeq lists its product as uncharacterized. Bases 1 to 1620 code for a protein of 539 amino acids. The record is from RefSeq and is a predicted model, not a curated record. Gene Ontology annotation, cellular component: mitochondrial intermembrane space. Gene Ontology annotation, molecular function: protein-disulfide reductase activity. Gene Ontology annotation, biological process: protein import into mitochondrial intermembrane space. Lineage: Eukaryota; Fungi; Ascomycota; Sordariomycetes; Sordariales; Chaetomiaceae. The transcript is spliced from 6 exons.